Messenger RNA from Carassius auratus (goldfish), 4253 nucleotides. RefSeq names its product extended synaptotagmin-like protein 2b (gene esyt2b). The record is from RefSeq and is a predicted model, not a curated record. The coding region runs from base 558 to 3290 and encodes 910 amino acids. Gene Ontology annotation, cellular component: endoplasmic reticulum membrane. Gene Ontology annotation, biological process: lipid transport. The transcript is spliced from 24 exons. Gene Ontology annotation, molecular function: calcium-dependent phospholipid binding; phosphatidylethanolamine binding; phosphatidylcholine binding. Lineage: Eukaryota; Metazoa; Chordata; Actinopteri; Cypriniformes; Cyprinidae.
UUUGACACAAACAGUCCAUCAGAAAAUAUAAAAUAAAUGACGGAACGAACAGCUUCUUGUUAUUGUUCAUUAACAGUUAACACACUUGGGAGUCUCUUGGCUGUCGACGCCUCAUUGUUUGUGUAUCUGCAGUUGCUUGGCUCAGGGUGGCGAGUUUGCGCUGUCUGCGACGCUCACUGACCUCCCGAGACUCGCUGCGUGUGUGUGUGUAUGAAGAGCUCAGCUGUCUGUCAUAAACCAGCACAACAGCACACGCUUCUCCAGAGCAAACCGCCCGGACAGCACGCGCACAGAGGCGCUGGCGACGGCUGAGUUGGGUCUUCAGUUAUGCACAGCUAGAUUAAAGCAAAGCGAGCCAGUAUCCGCGUCUAAAUAUGGACUGGUGUAUAGGCGAACUAACGUGAGAACAUCCUCAAAUUGAUUUAGCCCAGCGUUGAACUUGAACCACGCGUGCACGGGAUGAUCUGUAGGAUCUUGUUGUUUACUCUCCAAGCUUUUGCAUUUAAACGCAAUGUUCACGUCUGACAGCCCUGCGUAACAUUUCGUCCGCGCUGAACAUGACAGAGGACAUAAUGACGGCUGGGAGCCGAAAUCUUUCUCAAACAGCAGGUGCCUCGGGACAAAAAGAUAGCGGACAAACUGAACCGACAAACGGGGCGACUCCUUCGUCCUCCUCCGAGGAGCUGAGCCAGGACUCCGCGUCCUGCACCAGCGAACUGACGCGCACGUGGCUGCAGUUCGCCAAGACCUUCGUCAUUAUCUUCCCCAUAUAUGUCUUGGGUUAUUUUGAGUUCAGUUUUAGUUGGCUUUUAAUCGCACUCACGAUAUUUUUCUUUUGGAAGAGAAACACUAGUUGUAAGAACACCAGGUUAAAUAGAGCACUUUCGUUUUUUGAGCAAGAGGACACUGUUAAACAGGAGCUGGAGGCAACUGAAUUACCAUCAUGGGUUCAUUAUCCAGAUGUGGAGAGAGUUGAGUGGCUAAAUAAGACAGUGAAACAGAUGUGGCCUUACGUGUGUCAGUUUGUGGAGAAGCUGUUUAAAGAAACAAUUGAGCCAGCAAUCAAGGAAGCCAAUGCCCACCUCAGUACAUUCAGCUUCACCAAGAUCGAUCUUGGAGAUAAGCCUCUCAGAAUCAACGGGGUCAAAGUUUACUCUGAGAACGUAGACAAACGGCAGAUCAUCAUGGACCUUCAGAUCAGCUAUGUUGGAAAUACUGAAAUCGAUGUGGAUGUCAAAAGGUUCUACUGUAGAGCAGGGAUCAAAAGUAUACAGAUACAUGGAGUUCUGCGGGUGAUUCUUGAGCCACUUUUGGGGAAUAUGCCUCUGGUUGGUGCUCUUUCCCUCUUCUUCCUCAAGAAGCCACUUUUGGACAUAAACUGGACAGGCCUCACAAAUAUAUUGGACAUUCCAGGGCUUAAUGGCUUUUCAGAGCACAUGAUCCAGGAUAUUAUCAGCACUUACAUGGUGUUGCCUAACAGGAUCACUGUACCACUGAUAGGUGAGGUUGAACUGGCACAGCUUCGUUUCCCUAUGCCAAAGGGAGUUCUAAGGAUUCAUUUUCUUGAAGCUCAGAAUCUGGAAGUUAAAGACACAUAUCUGGGCGGGCUGAUCAAAGGGAAGUCUGACCCCUAUGGCAUGCUGCUGGUCAGCAAUCAGCUCUUUAGAAGCAAGACCAUCAAAGAAUGUCUGCACCCCAAAUGGAAUGAGGUGUAUGAGGCACUAGUAUAUGAACAUUCAGGACAACAUCUGGAAAUUGAGCUCUUUGAUGAAGACCCAGAUAAAGAUGACUUCUUGGGCAGUCUAAUGAUUGACUUGAGUGAGCUUCAUAAAGAACAGAAGGUUGAUGAGUGGUUUGACUUGGAAGAAGUUACUACAGGCAAACUACAUCUGAGAUUAGAGUGGCUGUCAUUGUACCCGAGUGCUGAGAAACUAGAUCAAGUAUUAAGGAGCAUAAGGGCUAAUGAAAAUCUUUCCUCAGCUCUGCUAGUUGUUUACCUGGACUCUGCCAGUAAUUUGCCGAGUGUCUUUGAGGGCAGCUUUGGCUGUGGAAACCUAAAGGAGAGGAGGGCCUCUGGUCUAGUCUUUUGUGAGAACCCCGACUCUCUCUAUAGAACGUUAUUUACAAAUCCUCUUGACUUUAACCCUGAUGGCCCCAAACCCCCUUAUAAAGGCCUGAAGUAUGGGAAAAAAAUGAGCAUAGAUCCAAAUCCUUUUGUCAAACUGACUGUAGGACAAAAGAUGUACACAAGCAAGGUGAGGUAUAAAACUAGUGAGCCGCUGUGGGAGGAGGCUUUUCACUUCCUUAUCAACAACCCCCGCACUCAGGAACUGGAAAUUGAGGUGAGGGAUAGUAAGCACAAGUGCUCUCUGGGUAGUGUUGGAGUUGCAGUUGCUUCUCUCCUGAAGGAGGCCGACAUGACGCUGAAUCAGCAGUUCCCCCUGCAGAACUCGGGCCCCAACAGCACCCUCAAACUCAAAAUGGCUCUCAGGGUCCUCUGUUUAGAGAAGGAGGUCACAUCCAGCCAUCCGUCUUCUAUCCGGGUCAGACACAGUAGUCAAUAUAACUCUUGCUUGACCCCUCAAUCUCAAACAGUCACUAGCACCAGCAACUCCACAGUCAUCCAGCCGUCACAAAACCCAUCUUGUACCCUCGCACCGGACACCCCUCAAGGGAAAAGAGGAUUGGAUGGCUCCACAGUGCAGUUAGCAGAAACAGGCCGCAGCGUCUCCAGUCUGGAGAUAAGCAGCUCGCACAAGCAUCAGUCUCACAGAGACUCUACACCUAGUCUGGCCUCUGACAUUUCGCUGCCCUCUGCCACACUGGAAUUGCAGCAGAGGUUACAGAAGCUACAAAACGGCUCUGGGCUGAGACAGUAUCUCCUCGGUGAAGUCCAGCUCACUAUCCGACACAGCUCACAAAGGAAUAAACUUAUUGUUGUGGUUCAUGCCUGCAGGAACCUCAUAGCACUGAGUAAAGAUGGUUCAGACCCAUACGUCCGUCUGUACCUGUUACCAGACAAGAGCCGGAGUGGCCGCAGAAAGACCAGUACACUCAAGAAGACGCUCAAUCCCAUCUACGACCAGUCCUUCGAGUUCAAUGUGUCUAUAGUGGAACUGCACAGGAGAACUUUGGAUGUCGCUGUCAAGAAUGGCGGAGGACUGUUGUCCAAACACAAAGUACUACUGGGCAAGGCACUUGUGGACUUGGCAAGUGAAGACAUUUCUAAAGGAUGGACUCGAUGGUAUCAUCUAACUGAGGAUGGCUCAAAGAAGAUCAUUCAGAUGUAGUUGUCCAUGCUAGAAAGCAGGAAAAAUUGGAACAGCAGAUAACUGGGACAUGCCACGAAAUGCACAGGAUAAAGCAGAGGCUUUAGUAGCAGAAGAGCAGCACUGGAGUAACUAAACCAGGCUACUUCUACUGGGAUUUACACUGGCCUACAAAGUGUCUCGCUCUCAUUCUCACCAAAACUAAAAUUACUACCUUAAGCAGUAAUGGUCCGCUUACUCUCUCUUUCUCAGAGGAUACAAUCUGAUUGUCUUUUUUUUUUCUGCUUGUUUGUUUUAUCCUUAUAUUCAUCUUAUUGGUGUUUGGAAUGCGUAACUUCACUUUUUAUCAGAUAAAAAUGGUUGCCCAUGAAGUAAAGAAACAACAGUAGACAAAAAGAUCAUUAGAUUAAUUAUUAAAUGUGCCUUUAUUUAUUGUAUUUAAGUUAUUUUGAUAAUAUUAUUAACCUUUUUGAUUUAUUUUUAAUAUUAUGUUUUAUAAGCAAUCAAAAUCACAUUAGAAUUUUUUUUAUGUUGCUGGUAAAUCAGACAUGUUAUUGUAGCAUUGUUGUUUGUUUGAGGCUGUAUAAAAGAUAUGUGUGUAUGUACUGUAUGUAUGAACAUUUUCUUUCCUUUAGAUUUUAUGCUGUUUUUUCUACCACAUACAUUUAUGGAAAAUCCAAGCUAUGUUCAGCUCUUCAUAAAUGACCCAUUGAUCAUUUGUUUUAAAAGUAUUUUACUGUAUCCUGUUGAACACAAAAGGAACAGCCUGUAAAGAAAUGUUUGAUAUGCAUUUUGUCUGCAAGAGUUUUAUGUGAAAAAGUUAAAUGUGUUUUUAGUAUGUGACAUUUGUAAGACGAUAAUAGCUUGGUUAUAAAGUGUUUUGGAUUGUUUAAAGACUGUGAAAUGGCUGUUGAUAUGAUUUCCAGCCUUAUUCUUCUCUAUGCAUUAUGCAUGAUAUCAUUAAAAUAUGAAGAUCAACACGAA